Molecule: messenger RNA, 426 nt
Organism: Prunus armeniaca (apricot)
Lineage: Eukaryota; Viridiplantae; Streptophyta; Magnoliopsida; Rosales; Rosaceae
Source: the annotation of a GenBank genome assembly
AUGGGUCGUGUUCGUACCAAGACUGUGAAGAAGUCCUCACGCCAGGUGAUCGAGAGGUACUACUCAAAGAUGACCUUGGACUUCCACACAAACAAGAAGAUCUUGGAAGAGGUUGCAAUCAUCCCCUCAAAACGUCUCCGGAACAAGAUUGCUGGGUUCUCCACUCACCUGAUGAAGCGGAUUCAAAAGGGUCCAGUCAGGGGUAUCUCACUGAAACUGCAGGAAGAAGAGCGUGAGCGUCGCAUGGACUAUGUACCUGACCAAUCUGCUAUCAGGACUGAAGAAAUCAAGGUCGAUAAGGAGACCCUUGACAUGCUUGCUGCUCUUGGCAUGGCUGAUCUUCCUGGGGUAUCUGAAGCUGAGCCACAGGUUAUGAUCCCUAGCCAAGGUUAUGGACGGGGUCCACAGGGUGGAAGGAGGUUCUAA